AUUUACUUGCACAAUAUUUAACCUUCCCAGGUCCAUCAACUUAUUUUUAACCAAGAACACAGUAAAACGCGCAUCAAACAGCUACAUACAAACAUCCCCAUUAUUUCCCUGAAAAUAAAACAAGGCCAUCCGUUUCCUAUUCGCACCUUGUUCCAUACACAAUGUCCAUGCCAUCAAGUAGUAACCAGCAAUUAAGUCAUGAGAAUGACAGUUGGAAGAAGACAAUGGUUCUUCCACCCAAGGAUACCCGACCUCAGACAGAGGACGUAACGGCUACCAAAGGCAAUGAGUUUGAAGAUUAUUUCUUAAAACGUGAACUCCUGAUGGGUAUCUUUGAAGCCGGCUUUGAACGUCCCUCGCCUAUUCAAGAAGAAGCCAUCCCCAUUGCUCUCACCGGUCGUGAUAUUCUUGCAAGAGCCAAGAAUGGAACGGGAAAGACAGCUGCAUUUGUGAUUCCUACACUUGAAAAGAUUAACAACAAAAAGUCCAAAAUUCAGGCUCUCUUGCUUGUCCCAACGCGUGAGCUGGCUCUUCAAACAUCGCAGGUAUGCAAGAAUCUAGGCAAACAUUUGGGUGUACAGGUCAUGGUGACCACAGGUGGUACGACCCUCAAGGACGAUAUUAUGCGUUUAAGCGAAUCGGUCCACAUUGUGGUUGGUACUCCUGGACGUAUUCUUGAUUUGGCUUCCAAAGGAGUCGCGGAUUUCAGUGAAGCGUCAACAUUUGUAAUGGACGAGGCCGACAAGCUACUUUCACCCGAAUUUACACCCAUCAUCGACCAGCUCAUCAGUUUCUUCCCCAAAGACAGACAGAUCAUGCUCUUCAGUGCCACCUUCCCCAUUAUUGUAAAGCAUUUUAAGGAAAAGUACUUGGUGAAGCCUUAUGAGAUAAACUUGAUGGAUGAGUUGACCCUGCGCGGUGUAACCCAGUACUAUGCCUACGUAGAGGAGAAGCAAAAGGUCCAUUGUUUGAAUACUCUAUUUUCUAAGCUUCAAAUCAACCAAUCCAUCAUCUUUUGUAACUCGACCAACCGCGUUGAACUGCUGGCCAAGAAGAUCACCGAGCUUGGAUAUUCAUGCUUCUAUUCCCACGCAAAGAUGCUUCAGAGCCAUCGUAACCGAGUGUUCCAUGACUUUAGAAACGGAGUGUGUCGUAACUUGGUGUGCUCGGAUCUGCUUACUCGUGGUAUUGAUAUUCAAGCUGUCAAUGUGGUAAUCAACUUUGAUUUCCCAAAGAAUGCCGAGACAUAUCUCCAUCGCAUUGGUCGUUCCGGUCGUUUCGGACAUCUUGGUCUGGCUAUCAACUUGAUCACCUAUGAAGAUCGAUUCAAUCUCUACAAGAUUGAGCGCGAACUUGGUACCGAGAUCCAGCCCAUCCCACCUGUCAUUGACAAGCGCUUGUAUGUAGCACCUAGUGCUUUAGAGGAUUCUGAGGGCCAAGCUGACAACUAUCAUUUCAGCAACAGCAAUAGAGGUGGUCGUUUCCGUACACAACAACCAAAUGGAGGCGGUAAUUCCAGAUCUCGAAUCCCCGAUCCUUUACCCUAAUGUGAUUAUCUUUCUUUCUUUCCUUUCUUACGCUGUGUCAAUACUUUGGAUUGCUUGUACUUGUAAAUACGUUUAGAGGAAAGGUUUUUUUUUAUUAUUAUUUUACUAUUGACUCUUUGUUCUUUCUUACGUGUCCAUUUUAUUUCUUUUAUACGAACCCGGAUAAGCCCUUUCUUUUAUUUUACUUUUUCUGCAUCUUUGCUUUGUCUUUUAAAGAAGUGUAUUUCUUACAGUCAGACUGUUUCUCUCUUUCUAUGAGGUUUUUUUUUGUUUUAGGUUUUUUCCUUUUUACCUUUUUUUUUUAAACCCUUUAUAGAAAAAUAGAACAUCUUUGACUUCAAAA
This is a messenger RNA of Phycomyces blakesleeanus NRRL 1555(-), 1890 nucleotides long. RefSeq lists its product as hypothetical. Gene Ontology annotation, biological process: P-body assembly; cytoplasmic stress granule assembly. The record is from RefSeq and is a predicted model, not a curated record. Gene Ontology annotation, molecular function: RNA helicase activity; mRNA binding; ATP binding. Lineage: Eukaryota; Fungi; Mucoromycota; Mucoromycetes; Mucorales; Phycomycetaceae. Bases 162 to 1547 code for a protein of 461 amino acids. Gene Ontology annotation, cellular component: P-body; cytoplasmic stress granule. The transcript is spliced from 5 exons.